Hansenula ciferrii is the source of this 2592-nucleotide messenger RNA. RefSeq lists its product as uncharacterized. Gene Ontology annotation, molecular function: DNA binding; zinc ion binding; DNA-binding transcription factor activity, RNA polymerase II-specific. NCBI's taxonomy places the organism in Eukaryota, Fungi, Ascomycota, Saccharomycetes, Phaffomycetales, Wickerhamomycetaceae. Gene Ontology annotation, cellular component: nucleus. The record is from RefSeq and is a predicted model, not a curated record. Gene Ontology annotation, biological process: DNA-templated transcription; regulation of DNA-templated transcription. The transcript has a single exon. Bases 1 to 2592 code for a protein of 863 amino acids.
AUGGAUCCAGCUUCAAAAGCUAAAAAGACAAGAUAUAGAGUCCCAACUGUUUGUACGGUAUGUCGCCGUCGUAAAAUGAAAUGUGACAAAGCCAAACCACAUUGUUCAUCAUGUGUUAAGAAUAACACUACAAACCUUUGUUCUUACGAAGAACAACCAUGGGCUGCUAGUAAUGAGCAACAAAAGUUGAAAGAUCAAAUCUUUCAAUUACAACAACAAAAUAAUGAAUUGAAAAAGUUGUUGAGUUUCAAUGUUAAGAACAGUCAAAGUUUUAGCUCAUCAACUUCAAGUGGAAGCUUUAUGGAUAGCCCCUUCAGUGCAAACUUCAAUUUUAUCUUACCCGAUCAACCUAUAAAUGAUCCUGUUAUGGAGCUUACAGAAGAUUUUGAUGUGUUAAUGUUGAAAGAAAAUAAAAUGGCACAUUAUGGGUCAACAAGUUAUAUGGCUGCUGUUUCAAGAGACCCAAUUUUAAGAGGUGUAAUGAAAAAUUAUAUGGAUCAACAGAAAUUGGGAGUUAAUUUUGAUAAAUUUUUCCUUUAUGAUCAAAAAAGACCUCUUCAUGCCGAUGAGAAUUGUACCAUAGUUGGUAAAACUGUAACCGAUGGUACAAGUGUUUUUGAAAGUGAUGUUCGCAAGAAUCAUCAAGAAUUGAUCGAUUCUAUUAAUGGAAUAUUACCCUCAAUUCACGUUAUAAGAAUACUUAUUGAUUAUUUCUUUACAGAAACUUAUGUUUUCAUCCCAUUUGUCGAUGAAGUCUCAUUUAGAAAGAAUGUUGAUGAUUUAUUAGUUGUUGAUGAAAAUGGUAAGGCAAAAAUUCAAAUGGAAAAUUUUCUGUUAUUAACCACAGUUGCUGUUUUACUUUGUGUCUUAAGAUUAGCAUUUAUUUCAUUACCAGUUCAUAAACAAGAUGCAAAACCAUCCUCAGCUGGUGAAAAAGUUUUGAAAAGUGGUGUCCAUAUAGGCCCUUCUUACAUUGAAUAUGCCAAAGCUUGUAUGGGUAAUGCAAGUGUCAUGAGAAAACCAACGUUGAAACAUAUAAACGCCUUGUUGAUCCUAAGAUUAUACAGAUAUUAUGCACCAGAAGAUGGAGAUGAAGGUACUGAUUCAACAAUUUUGUUAUCAUUGAUCGUUCAAAUGGCCAAAGUCCAUGGGUUACAUAGGGAUGCUACAAGAUUCUCCAUGAUAUCAAGUCACGCCACUAUUAAUAUGUGGAGAAAGAUUUGGGCUCAAUUGAUGUAUUUAGAUGCUUUGCAAGCGUUAGCUUUUGGCUGCCCACUAUUGAUAGAUGAUGAAUAUGACACAUUGUUACCAUCUGCAAAUUUCAACGACUCCCCGUUAGAGAAAUCAUGUAUUGACAAUAUUAAAAAACAGCAUGAAGUUACAUUGGCAAUUAGAGAUAUUAUACAAUCAUGUUCAAAGAUUAAAGUUCAUCCUAAGAGAUCAGAGCUGGAGAUGAAAGUCAAAAACAUCGAGUUCUUGUUAAUGAAAUAUAGAACUAUAAAAGAGUUGUGUACAUUUGAUGAUCCAAAUGAUGAUUUUAUAACUAAAACAAUCAAAGUUCGGGAUUUAGUUAAUAAAGUGAUGCUUUUGAAUGUUCAUUAUAUUACUUAUUACAUCUUGCUGUUGUCAUGUGAAGAAGGUGAGAUUGCAAUGAUCCAAAGAUUUUCAAAUGCAACCAGUGAAUCUGCUUUGACUUUAUUCAAACUUGUUCACGAUUAUGCUCAAAAUCCAACAAAGUUCAAUCAUCCUUUGAAUUUUGAAUCUUUCUUUUCAGCCACUUUAUUUGAUAUAUCUAAAAGAACACUACAAGCAAUUUGUUCAUUAUGUGUCAGGGAUUUAUCAAAUUUGUUCAAUUUUCAAAUAUCUGUCCAACAUUACCAAUUACCAGAUUCCAAAGAUCUAGUUCAUUGGCUUGAACCGUUAUCUACAAGUAUCACAGUCGGUGAACAAUUAUUAUUCCGUGUUGAGGAAUUUACACAGUUUUGUGGUAAACUAUCUAAGAAGUAUUUCGUAUGUUGGAGAAUUACAUUCAUGCAAAAAAUGGUUCAUGAUUAUUUAGAAUAUCAACAUCCUGGUCGUAUUGCGGAGGUCAAUAAUAAAGUGAAGAAGGCUUAUGAAACACUGAACACAGAUCUUGAUAUUGAACUAGGUUUAACAACAUCAAAUGAUGCGUCUGCCGGUGCAUACUGGAAUCAAUUCACAGACUCUGCAAAUCAAUCACAGUUUGAUUAUUUGGCACCAGAUUUAAAUAAAUAUGACGGUAUCGAUGAUCCAUUCAUGAGUGAUGCAUUAUUUUCAGGUGAACUUAACUUUCAAGAUUUUGAUUAUUUAAUGAGCGAUCUCAAUGGCGUUGCUUCAAAGUCUACAAAUUCUGUUCAUACUGAUGAAGUCUCUCCUCAAAGUAUUACAAGUGACCCAGCGGAUAAAAUGAAAGAUGAUAUUAACAGUAAUUACCCUGGUAAUGAUCUGUUACAUGAAACCGAUGGAAUUCUCAAAAAUGUUGUACCUGAAUUAAAUGAUCAUGAUUUGGCAAUGCAAGUUGCUCGUUCAAUGUUUGGUGGCUCUGGUAGCAAUAACCAACAGUGGUUAUAA